Molecule: messenger RNA, 642 nt
Organism: Candidozyma auris
Lineage: Eukaryota; Fungi; Ascomycota; Pichiomycetes; Serinales; Metschnikowiaceae
Product: kinetochore-associated Ndc80 complex subunit
Exons: 1
Coding region: 1-642 (213 amino acids)
Source: RefSeq, a predicted model, not a curated record
AUGCUAGGUCCCGAGCCCCAAGAUCUCGUUUACCAAACCAUAGAAAGUUUUGAAACGGAACCAGAUCUCGUAAUUCUUUCAAGAAUAUCUGAUACUAUUAAGCAGACGGAGGAGAAACGGCAGGCCAAGCUAGAUCGUUUACAGCAAAACAUAAGUGCACUUGAAGAGCAACUUGCCGAGGCCAAAGCCAAACUUGAGAGUCUCAAUCAUCCAAGCGAUGUGUUGAAGGAGCAGCUAAGCAGUCUUGGAAAGAGCCCGCUUGAUCCCAAUGAGAACACCUUCCAGCUAAUGAAUACAAAGUCUGGCGAGCUAGACUCGAUGAAAGUGGCGUUAGCCAAGGAAUUGAGAGAUAUUGAGACCCAAAUCAACCAAAAUCACAUGACGAAAAUGAACUUGACGAAAAGAAAGGAGGAGCUUGUAGCGCAGAAAGAGCAGGCGCUAGCAGCUAGUGUGUCAGAGAAUCAUAAUUCCUCCAGCAUGAAGAUCAGCCUAUUUAGAAGCCUAGGGGUUCAUGUUGAUCUGACAGAGAGGGCCGACAAGAUUGUCAUAUUCGACCAGAAGAAAAACCAGACGUCAGUGCUAGACGUAGAUGAGAAGUACUCCGACUACUUUAUAUCCAACUACAUCUGGGAGCGUCUUUAA